AUGUCGAAAGUAUUUGUCACUGGAGCCAGUGGGUUUAUUGCACAACACAUUGUGAAACAAUUGCUCGAUUCUGACUAUGAAGUGGUGGGAACCGUCAGAAGCAAAGACAAGGGCGAAAAAUUGUCGAGUUUCUUUGGUGGGAAGUUCACCUAUGAAAUAGUCCCAAACAUGAUUGACAAAGGAGCUUUUGAUCUUGCCUUGAAAAAUCACCAGGAUGUCAAAUAUUUAUUGCACACAGCUUCUCCGUUUUUCUAUGAUACCACCGAUCCGGAGAACGAUUUGGUGAUUCCUGCUAUCAAAGGUACUGAAAACAUCUUAAAAUCAAUCCAGACUUUCGGAAGCCAGAUCGAGAGAGUGGUGGUCACUUCAUCAGAUGCAGCCAUUUAUUCCGAUGUUGAUGAGCAAAAUGGGUCAUUGUCUAUGGACGAAACCAGCUGGAACAACAUUACCUACGAAGAAGCUAUCAAAAACCCUAUUGCUGCUUACUAUGGAGCCAAAUCAUUUGCAGAAAAGUUAGCGUGGAAAUUUGUCGAGACCGAGCCUGUGAGUUUCAAACUUGCUGUGGUUAACCCAGUGUAUGUCUUUGGGCCCCAGGUCAAUCCCCAAGAUGCAAAGGGGAAACUUAACACGUCAAACGAGUUAAUCGGGUCACUUCUAUCCUUGAAAGAUGAUUCCUUCGACACUGAUAAAGGAGGUUUUGUGGAUGUAAGAGAUGUUGCCAAGGCCCACCUUGCUGCUAUGGUCCAAAAAGAGGCGGUUAACAAGAGAUUGUUCAUGACUGGGGGAAAGUUUAGUACGCAAAUGCUCUUGGAUAUUCUCAACAAGCAUUUUCCCGAGUUGAAGCUACCAAAGGGUAAGGUGGGCAAUGGACCAGCCGAGAUUGCUACUUUGGCGAAAACUAACAACGAUAAAACCAAGGCCAUCGUGAAGUUUGAGUUCACACCUUUAGAAAAGAUUGUGGUGGAUACUGUCAGUCAGAUUCUCUAUUAG
Molecule: messenger RNA, 990 nt
Organism: Yamadazyma tenuis ATCC 10573
Lineage: Eukaryota; Fungi; Ascomycota; Pichiomycetes; Serinales; Debaryomycetaceae
Gene: GRP1
Product: Grp1p
Molecular function (GO): oxidoreductase activity, acting on the CH-OH group of donors, NAD or NADP as acceptor
Source: RefSeq, a predicted model, not a curated record